Messenger RNA from Penicillium longicatenatum, 1641 nucleotides. RefSeq names its product RNA-binding signal recognition particle subunit SRP54. Gene Ontology annotation, cellular component: signal recognition particle, endoplasmic reticulum targeting; cytosol. Gene Ontology annotation, biological process: SRP-dependent cotranslational protein targeting to membrane; SRP-dependent cotranslational protein targeting to membrane, translocation. NCBI's taxonomy places the organism in Eukaryota, Fungi, Ascomycota, Eurotiomycetes, Eurotiales, Aspergillaceae. Bases 1 to 1641 code for a protein of 546 amino acids. Gene Ontology annotation, molecular function: ATP hydrolysis activity; 7S RNA binding; GTP binding. The record is from RefSeq and is a predicted model, not a curated record. The transcript is spliced from 2 exons.
AUGGUCCUUCAGGAUCUAGGACGGCGCAUUAACGCCGCUGUCAAUGACCUAGCCAGGUCCAACAACCUCGAUGAGAAGGCGUUUGAUGACAUGCUCAAGGAGAUUUGCGCAGCCCUCCUAUCUGCCGAUGUGAAUGUGAAACUUGUACAAAACCUCCGCAAGUCGAUCAAAAAGACUGUCGACUUCGCUUCCAUCCCCGCCGCCACCAACAAGAAGCGCCUAAUUCAAAAGACCGUAUUCGACGAGCUGGUGGCAUUGGUUGACCCUCACUCGGACUCCUUUCGUCCCAAGAAAGGCCGCUCCAAUGUUAUCAUGUUUGUUGGUCUACAGGGUGCGGGUAAAACAACUACCUGUACCAAGCUUGCUCGUCACUACCAGAUGCGUGGAUUCAAGACCGCGUUGGUUUGCGCGGAUACCUUCCGUGCGGGUGCUUUCGACCAGCUGAAGCAGAACGCAACCAAGGCCAAGAUUCCAUACUAUGGUAGCUUGACUCAGACAGACCCGGCUGUUGUGGCGGCAGAGGGUGUAGCUCAAUUCAAGAAGGAGAAAUUCGAUAUCAUCAUUGUUGAUACCAGUGGUCGUCACCGACAGGAGGAGGAACUUUUUAACGAAAUGAUUCAAAUCCAGGAGGCCGUCACUCCUGACCAGACUAUCAUGGUUCUUGACAGCACCAUCGGUCAGGCCGCGGAGGCUCAAUCAUCGGCGUUCAAGGCUUCUGCUAAUUUUGGUGCCAUCAUUAUCACCAAGACCGAUGGCCACGCAGCGGGUGGUGGUGCCAUCUCUGCUGUUGCAGCCACAAACACCCCUAUUAUUUUCCUUGGAACGGGUGAACACAUGAUGGAUUUGGAGCGAUUCGAGCCUCGUUCAUUUGUCUCAAAGCUUUUGGGUAUGGGUGAUAUGGCCGGUCUAUUUGACCACGUGCAAGCGAUCACCAACGAUUCCGCUGCUUCCAAAGAGACCUACAAGCAUAUCGCUGAGGGUAUCUACACUAUUCGCGAUUUCCGUGAGAACAUCACGUCUAUCAUGAAGAUGGGACCUCUCUCCAAGUUAUCUGGCAUGAUUCCCGGUCUUUCCAACUUGACCCAGGGACUGGAUGAUGAGGAUGGUUCCCUGAAGCUGCGCCGCAUGGUUUACAUUUUUGACAGCAUGACAGCGGCUGAGAUGGACAGCGAUGGCAAGAUGUUCGUUGAGAAGCCUAGCCGUAUGGUCCGAAUUGCUCAUGGCAGUGGUACCUCCGUCCGUGAAGUCGAGGAUCUUCUCUCUCAGCACCGCAUGAUGGCUGGUAUGGCCAAGCGUGUCGGUGGUCAGAAGAAGCAGAUGCAGCGUGCACAGAACAUGCUCAAGGGUGGAAACAAGGACCAGCAAAUGGCUGCUAUGCAAAAGCGUAUGCAGGCUAUGGGUGGUGCCGGUGGCAUGGGUGGUAUGGGUGGAAUGCCCGGUAUGGGUGACAUUGGAAAGAUGAUGCAGAUGAUGGGUGGCGGCCAAGGAGGCGGCGGUAUGCCCAAUCUUGGAGGCAUGGACAUGCAAAGUAUGAUGAGCCAGAUGAGUGGGUUGAUGGGUGGAAUGGGCGGUAUGGGCGGUAUGGGUGGAAUGGGCGGCGGCGGUGGUGGAGGUCGCGGACGUGGAAGAGGUGGACGGUAG